AUGCCUGGCGCUUUCGGACCUGAGGAUUACAUUGACUUUUAUGAGAACCCUCUCGAAGUUCUUGACAACCCAGAGUCUACUUGGAAUAAUAGGGAACCGCGAACUACCUGGUCCACUAACAACUUGCCAACCCUUGACGAUGUUGACUUUGACUGGCGCACAUACGAUCCGCCUGGUGCAUUGCGAAAGACACCCAACAUAACGUCCCAGGUUCUCCUUGAUAUACUGCAGUCAUCAGUUGAGAACGUCAAAGCAAGGAAUAUCGAAGAGGAUCGUCAGAGAAAAGAAGCCGAGGCUCAACGACACCUUCAAGAGAUCGAAAAAGGCAAGAACAAAGAACCGUAUCUGCCCAUCAUCAUUCCUGUUGAGAAACCUGCCCAAGAUGACACAGGAAGAGAUGUCCCCAAGAUUAAACCUGUUAUACUCAUGACAACCUUUGGCCCCAGCGUCGCUGCUACAAAGACCGAGGCCAAGGCAAACAAGAAGCGUCUUGUUGCGCUUCGGCGGUUUUUCCAGCGCAGUAACGAAAAGGGCGAAAGUAGUGCGACAGGCGCGGUCUUAAGGGCUCUACAAAAAGAAGAUGGAGAGGCCGAAACUGGCAAGGAGAGCCUCAGUUGUUUGACCAAGGCCGAUACCGCCGAGGAAGUUGAAUGUGUGUCGUGUCUUGACGACUUUCACCCCAAGGAUGUCAUAAAGGUGCCUUGCCAUAGUUACUGCCGCGAUUGCUUUGUCCGUCUAGUUUCCGCUGCAUGCCAGAAUGAGCAGCAGUGGCCACCUAGAUGUUGUUUGAAUGAGAUCCCCGUCAAAACUGUCCUUCGAUUCAUUCCGUCUAACUUGAAGAAGACGUUUGAGGACCGGUCCAAGGAGUGGGAACUCCCAGUCAGCGAACGAGUCUAUUGCAGUGAACCUAACUGCAGUCUCUGGAUAAAGCCCAAACGAAUCAACCAAAGCAGGCGUAGAGGUAUUUGCGAUCGAUCUCACCUAACGUGUACAUUGUGCCGAGGGCCAGCUCAUGGGGAAGAAGAGUGCCCUCAAGAUGUUGAUAUGAACCUUACGAACCAGCUAGCCGAAGACGAAGGGUGGAAAAGGUGUUCAAAAUGCCAUGCUUUGGUCGAACAUCGAGAGGCCUGUCAGCACAUAACUUGUCGAUGCGGGAACCAAUUCUGUUACGUCUGUGAGAGGCGCUGGCGCACUUGCGAAUGCACAAUGGAGCACCUUCAAGCAGUCAAAGACGGAGCUGCCGCCCGACGAGAAGAAAGACGAGCCAACGAACUAGUGGAAGCUGAGGAGAUACGACAGGCUCUCCUGCAGAUAGAAGAGUUUGAGCGCGAAGAAGCUCUCAAGGCUGAACUGCUACGACAGGAACAGGAACGGUUAGAAGAAGAACGCCGACAGCGCGAGCUCGAGGAGAGAGUUCGACAGGAAAGCAUUCGUCGCAGGGAUAUUGAAACCAAGUAUCAAGAGUUACGGAUUCUACUCGACCAAUUACAUGAGUUGCAGCAAGUAUUGCUCGAAGUCGACCAGGAAAAGGAGGGUAGGAAUAUGGUCAUCAGCAUUGAAUCCGCGAAAGAAUCUUUGGAAAAGAAGCACGAAUCAGAACGGUCAGAGUUAAAUACCAUCAUCUUGGAGAAGAUGGCCGAGAAGGAAGACGCUUUGAACAAAGAUUUCCAAAUUCGGGCAGCUCAAGAGAAUGAUCUCGAACAAGCCUACCAUGAGCGACUCAAAGCGUAUUGGAGGAAUAGAAAAGACGGGGAUCAAGAGAUAGAAAAUGCGAUGCUCGAUUUGAGAAAGCGCAUGGAUCAGAAACAGUAUGGCUGGCAGAAGUGGAAGGCUGAGCAGCUCAAGGACUUUGAGCUCAAACUUCAAGAUAACAGUUGCUACAGAGAAGAGCUCAUGUACAGCGCCAAGCACAGACUGGACGAUUCUUGCAAGGAGAAGGAGAGAGAGAUGGUGAGGCGUAUGGCAGCCGAGAACAAAUGGCUCGAAGCUGUUGUAUUGGAGAGGGAGAAGCUCCUCAGUGAGUGGGAGUAUGAGGAGAUUGAAGGCGAUGCUGACAGUAUAUUCGCGCCAGAGUCGGAUGGUUCUGGAGAUGGGCACUAUAUUGUUGGAACCACGUUGUAA
Fusarium venenatum is the source of this 2121-nucleotide messenger RNA. RefSeq lists its product as uncharacterized. Gene Ontology annotation, cellular component: cytoplasm; ubiquitin ligase complex. Gene Ontology annotation, molecular function: ubiquitin protein ligase activity; ubiquitin conjugating enzyme binding. NCBI's taxonomy places the organism in Eukaryota, Fungi, Ascomycota, Sordariomycetes, Hypocreales, Nectriaceae. The record is from RefSeq and is a predicted model, not a curated record. Gene Ontology annotation, biological process: positive regulation of proteasomal ubiquitin-dependent protein catabolic process; ubiquitin-dependent protein catabolic process; protein polyubiquitination.